AUGAAGCGCAAAGCGGACCGGAUGGCCGCCGUAGAUGUACUUCGGCCGCCCGAGCCGGUGGAUACGACCGACGGCCCUCUGAUCUACCAGGCCGCCGAGCCGGGCCCGUGCGUAAAGAGGAAUCAUGUGGAAUCUGAGCCUGAGUAUGGAUGGGUGAAGAGCCCGGUGCAGCUGGACAUGGACUCGACCCGCUCCACCCCUGAAUUCUCACUGGUGCUCGAUCUGGACGAGACGCUGGUGCACUGCUCGCUGACGCCGCUGGCGGACGCGUCGCUGAUGUUCCCCGUGACGUUUCAGAACAGUACUUAUGAGGUGUACGUCCGGAUACGGCCGCAUCUCCAUGAAUUCCUCGAGCGGCUGGCCCGUUCCUACGAGAUCAUCCUCUUCACCGCCAGCAAGCGGAUAUACGCCGAUAAAUUGAUGAACCUACUGGACCCUGGAAAGAAGCUAGUCCGGCAUCGGCUAUUCCGGGAGCAUUGUGUCAGCGUUUUUGGGAAUUAUGUCAAGGACCUCUCCAUCCUCGGCCGAGAUCUCUCCAAAACCAUCAUCAUUGACAACUCCCCACAAUCCUUUGCAUACCAGAUCGACAACGGCAUCCCGAUCGAGUCGUGGUUCCAAGACCAACGGGACACCGAGCUGCUGGCGCUGAUACCGUUUUUGGAGUAUAUGGCCGGAAGGCAACACGACGUGCGUGACGUACUGCGGGAUCGGUACCGUAUCCGCGAGAUGCUACCCCCGUCCGGCCAGGCGCUAUCUUCAGAAGUGGAGACU
Mesorhabditis spiculigera is the source of this 771-nucleotide messenger RNA. The record is from the annotation of a GenBank genome assembly. NCBI's taxonomy places the organism in Eukaryota, Metazoa, Nematoda, Chromadorea, Rhabditida, Rhabditidae.